This is a messenger RNA of Orbilia oligospora ATCC 24927, 2076 nucleotides long. RefSeq lists its product as uncharacterized. Gene Ontology annotation, molecular function: protein binding. Bases 1 to 2076 code for a protein of 691 amino acids. Lineage: Eukaryota; Fungi; Ascomycota; Orbiliomycetes; Orbiliales; Orbiliaceae. The record is from RefSeq and is a predicted model, not a curated record. The transcript is spliced from 5 exons.
AUGGAUUUAGGUAGCAUUUCAGGGUGGCCGCCGUUAAAUCCGAGUGGAACCGUGAUAGUUACGACCCGUCUCAAACCACCAAAAGGAACCGCGAUUGCGAUAGAGGUGGGGUUGUUUAACGAAGCCCAAACUAUUGCUGUGGCACAGAAAUACCACUCGAACUAUCACAAAUCUACAACAAAGCCUGCCGACCUAAGAUUUCUAAACCAUAUCCAGCCUCGUGAUCUCCUCCCCGUCGAGAUCCCGGCAUUCAUGAAAGCCACAGCUGAUAAAAAUAUCAAUCUAGGAGAUCUAGUGGAAUUUGAUACUCGCGAGCGUAUCCGAAGAGAAUGCACGGUUAAGCAGGGUUACGUCGUCGGGACGCAUGAUGUCAACUGGUCCAGCGAUUCGCGGAAUCGGAAACCUCUGUAUCGAGCGAUGUGGGACGACUUUAGUAGAAGAGAUAAAACCUGGGAUAUUGACAUGGAUAGCAAUAGGCGCUUAGAUUCAUGGUCGGCCCGCAGAAUAAUGACUGAUGCCGCUGCAUUUUUAUUCCCAAGUUGUUGCAGUUUGAGCCGCCUUCGAUCAGCCGAACAAUACUUCUAUAAGAACAACAGACCACAGCCUUCAUUUUCCGACCAUCUUCGGGAUAGUGAUCUCCCUAUCAUCCUCCUUCUAGACCCAUCGGAUCAAGAUACAGCUAAAAUACCGAAGCUAUCGCAAGUGAGUUAUAUCUCUAGGAUGUCCAGCAUCAGGAAAGCCUAUAUCGUUCGCAACCUUGCUUCCUGGCUUUUAGAAUCCUUCAAUAUCUGCGGUGACUCUCAAAUAGAUUUUGCUAGCACUGGUCUUCCCCGCCACGCUGAGUCUCUAGCCAAGAACUUUUUCUUUUUUGUAGAUUCAGACACCCUGAUCUUAGAAUCUUAUCUUGACACCUGUUUUGAAAUUGUUCGAGUUCUUCGAGUUCUCCGCACUGCCCCUCAGCUCCCUUCUACUAACAAUGAACCAUCGGAGAUCCUCAAGCUUCUUACCAAGAUUCUUGAACGAAUAAUGCGCAGAGUUAAACAAAAAUUGAGUUCCGAUUAUGUACAAGGAAAACCUGAAGUGUCGAGCCACACGGUACGAUACGUCAGCGAACUCGCGGACUCCCUUGAAUUCGUAGGACGUGAGCAAGUAAAGGAAGGGAACCACGGGGUUGCGGUGUUGUGUUUCCAAAAUGCCGGGCGUUGCUACAAGGCUCUAUGGCAAUAUGAAGAAUCAGACUUUUUUGCGAAUAAAUCCACACUACCCAAUCAGUCUAUCCGCAUCUACGAUCAAUCCAAUAUGCAUUCAUGCGAACUAAGUAUCGCUAAGUGUUUCGAAGACCAAGAUAAAGUUCAGGAAUCGAUUCAGUAUCUCCAGAAGACCCGAAGAGAGAUGGAAACUCCGGUGAACUGCGUAUUAGGUCUCUUCAAGUAUUACGAGGGAAAUCUCCAUUUAUCGCAGCAAAAAUACGGUGAUGCAUUAUUUUGCUACGAAGCUGCAGGGGUAUCGUUUAAAAAGUGUCCACAAGUCUGUGAAUCGCGUCUCGCCGCUAUCCAAGGGAAAAGAGCGCAGAUUUUUAUCCAAUUCGGAAAAUGGAGAAGAGCGAUAAACUGUUUAGAAUCCACACUAAAUUGCAUUCCAAACCACAAAAAUUGUGAAGACGAACGCACCCUGCGGCAGGUUGCAUGGAUUAACUCCAAGUUAGCUUUCGCCAACAAAGAGCUAUCAUCUAAGAUAGACGACCCGAACGCGCUGACGUACGGAAACUCCGCGUGGCAGGCGGCGAAGUCAUUGGACCACGAAGCCCCAAAAUUGGUGACCACGACACUUUACUUGACCGCAGCGAAUCACAUUUGGGAAUAUUAUAACAACCUUUAUCAGGAAUUGGACCUUUAUUCCCCUCACAUUCGCGAUUGUCCUGAGCUCAACUCAAAGUUAAAGCUUGCACUUGGUCAAUGCGCCCUCGAAACUAAAUUAGAGUCAACAAAAGCUUGCACUACCCCGCAACCUUGUGGCUCUUUGUUUGACGCCCUCCGUUGUUCUUCUAAUACGUACUACGUAGGGAAUGCGGUUUGA